AUGUCACGUACACUGAGGGUUGCAAGCGCCCAGCUGGGAGCAAUUGAUAUUGAUACCCCGCUGGCAGACGUCUUGGCGCGGAUGAACAUACUUUUGGAUGAGGCCCACAAAAAUGGCUGUACAUUGGUUAACUAUCCAGAGCUCUGCUUCAGCACGUUUUUUGCCAGACACCUCAUUCCUUUCGGCCCCGAGCUGGAUAGAUGGUUCUGCAAAGGCGACAUUCUAACAAACCCAGAGUACUCGCCAUUUUUUGAGCGAGCCAAAGGCUAUGGCAUCAGUGUCUGUGUUGGCUAUGCUGAACUGACCGAGGAUGGGGAGCACUUCAACACUGCGAUUUUUGUGGAUGGAGACGGAAACCUGAUCAACAAGUACCGCAAGAUGCAUCUUCCUGGUGACAAGGAGCCACGGGAAAAUGUACCAGUCCAGCACCUGGAAAAGCGAUAUUUUAAGGACGGAGACCUUGGGUUCAAGGCGUUCAGGUGGCCUGGCACCAAAGUGAAGGAAGGACCUAUUCUGGGACAGCUUAUCUGCAAUGACCGCAGAUGGGCCGAGUCGUGGCGUGUUCUCGGCCUGCAGGGUGCAGAGCUUGUACUUAUUGGCUACAAUACUCCGUCCACCUCAUCCAACGGCAUCGACGGAGUGCUGGUUGAUGCUUCAAAAUCGGAGGAGAUGGCCAUGUUUCAUAACGAGCUAUGCUGCCAGUACAACUCGUACGCCAACUGUACGUUUUCUAUCUGCACGGCUCGCUGUGGCCUAGACGACGGUAAAUGGGACAUGAUCGGCGGCUCGGUUAUCGUCAACCCAUACGGCGAGAUUAUUGCACGAAGCACCACCAAGGGAGACGAGCUGACGUGGGCCGACAUCGAUCUGGAUCUGUGUAUUGGCACACGCAAGCGCAUUUUCGAUUUUUCGAGACACAGACGGCCCGAUCAGUAUACACUGAUCAGCACCCAAAAGGAAGUGAUUCCUCCUCCAGCUUUACUUUGA
Ogataea polymorpha is the source of this 987-nucleotide messenger RNA. RefSeq lists its product as uncharacterized. The record is from RefSeq and is a predicted model, not a curated record. Bases 1 to 987 code for a protein of 328 amino acids. Gene Ontology annotation, molecular function: hydrolase activity, acting on carbon-nitrogen (but not peptide) bonds, in linear amides. The transcript has a single exon. Lineage: Eukaryota; Fungi; Ascomycota; Pichiomycetes; Pichiales; Pichiaceae.